ACCAGUUUCGAAUAUAAUGAUAACUAUGAUUUUCUUAAAGCUACAGACAAAACAUUUGUAAAUAUCAUAGAAACUCAACAAGGGUCUAAUGAGCUCAGCAAGAUGAAAGAAUACCUAAAAAGACUUUACUACUGGUUUCUUUUGGGUCCAAUUAUCACGCUCGAAUGGCUCAGACGAAAGAAGAAACUCUGUUGUUUGACGAUAUCACAUCAAGUCGAUGAAGAAUCUGCAGCAGGAAACGAGGAAAAUGUGCGGCUAGUCCCAAGAGUUGACGAGGAUCAGGAACAGAACAUACAAGAUAUCACCGGCGAGGAAAUUGAAAGUGAGUUACAACCUCUAAUCAAUACAAUGUACACAGACACUGAUAUAACAACAUUUGACCACAGGGGCGGAAUUAUAGUUUGUGUGACAAGGCUAUUUGGAAGAAGCAUCCGUUACCUCGCAGUUGGUCUUGGUUACGUGCUUCUCACUCUGGUAGCACUCCCUGUAGGUAUAUCAAGUGGGGGAUUAUCUUUUUUCCGAUUUGAUGAACAAAAAAUACGAAUACGAACGAAUACGAAAUACGAAAGGUGCUUAGGUAUUCUCUCUUUAUGGUGGCCAUCAAUUCAAAUCUUUUGUUUUUUCAUGUACAGUAGGUUUAAUUGUGCGAGCGCUUGGACCGUUUUGACAAACGUUUCAGAGUUGAUUCGAAGUCACUGGUUUUCAUCCAACAUGUAUUUGCUCGUUUUCUGCUUCGUUGUACCGUAUUGUUCUCUCAGCCAAAGACUAUUCUCUGACAUGUUUACGUUUAACAAGUUUUUAUAUUUUACGGUUUACAAUGUAACGUGCACAGUUUGCAAUUUUCUUUUUAUUAUCAUCCUCAACAAACACAAAGUUGUCACAAGGUAUGUGUUCUACAUCAGUGUGUGUAUGAUCUGUGCUUAUGUUGAAAGUGACAUAGUAGCUGUGUUUUACUUCAUUCUCAAUUCGCAAGGCUCCCUGAAUAACGUAAAACUCACUGCUCUUCGCAGCGUAGCACUUGGCCUCACUUUGACUCUGAGUUUCAGUUCUUCAAUGCACAUAAUCCGUAAAAUUAUGAAGCCACAGGAGUCUUUGUUUGAGGGACUGGGAGAGAGGUGAAUUGUCACGUUUACCAUCCUCCUUCAAGAUCUGGUUUUAAAAUAAAUGUGCGUCACAACCGAGGUGCAACAAUUACGGGAUUUGAUAGUAAGCUAGUCAAAAGUUUGGGUCUAAUUUUCCAGAAAAAUGAAAUGUUUGGAAAAGCUUGUCAUCAGGUAAUACAGCCUUCUGGUAAUACGACGGCUGAUUUUGUAAAUUUCUGUUUCUAAUUUUAAGCUGUGUUCCAUACUCAGUUUCGAAAUAGUUUUGACAGUAAACAACAAAUUAAAUUACUCUAGAGUAGUACGAGAUUCGUGGGUAAAAUAUAAGUUCAUUUUUUAAUUGCCGUUGUUCACGGCGUCGCCGUCGACGCUUCUUAAAAUCUCUACUGUUUGAGAAGCUGUCUUCAUGAUGCAACUGAGGGAUUUUUUAAAUUAAGUACUAGGUGACAGCACCUUUCAGAUUCUUUAUGAUUUUACUGAAAUGUGAAAAUGAUAAUUGAGAAAAAUAUCACAUUUAUAAACUUAUUGAUGAGUAGGUUUCCCUAGGGGAAGAUACUCUAUGUGAGACCAGUUGCAAUGUGACAUGUAACAACACAACAUAAGUAUUUCUCAUAUGUUAACUUUCGAUGGAAAUCUUAACAAUGCACCGAAAUAUCACAUUUUUUUAAAAGAUUGACAUCAUCAAAUGAUUAUAUCACAACAUGGAAAACCAAUACGUACUGAUCGAGUCCUUUAGUUAAAACGUUUCCUGAAAUAGAAAUAGAACGUUGUUCUUCAUCAAUACUCAAAAAUUUUGACUUUGUAGGUUUUUCCUAUUAAGUUGAAAACAUUAUAGGAAUAUUGUGUGUUGGAAUCGCUAGAAAUGGUGCUUAAGACAAGACUGUGUCUCAUAAUAAUUUUAUUUUUCUUUAUUCGCAUCGUGAUAUUUUAAAUUGUGUGAGUGUUUUAUAUGAUAGCAAUGCUUACCAACUUAAUAACUGGUAUAGGUAAUUUUGGUGGAAUUUACGUUGGAUACGUAAAUUUGGUAUUAUAUAGUUGCCAUGUUUGGGUUUUUCGUCAUUUUACUGAAUUGUGAAUACGAAAACUGUGAAAAUUACACAUUUUUAAAGCUAUACAGAAGUAGCUUUCAUAGAAAAUGCUGCAAGACCAGUCGCAGUGUGACAAAAGUAUUCUAUACAACAACCUUUUUCUUUCUCAGUUUGACUUUGAAUUGUUAGCUUUUGACUGUAAGUCCUAAUAAUUUAGCGAUAUGUCAUUUAUUUCAAGUAAUGAUUACAUUUCAACUUCAAUAUUGUGUGUUGGAAUCGUUAGAAAUGGUGUUUUAUAUGAUAGCAAUGCUCACCAUCUAAAUAAUUGGUAUAGGUAAUUUUGGUAGGAUAUUCAUAGGAUAUGUAAACUUGGUAUCAUAUGGUAGCCCUGUAUGGAUUUUUCAUCAUUUCACUCCAUUUUGAAUAUGAAAACCGUGAAAAUUACACAUUACAAAGUUAUGCAGAAGUAGUAAAAUGCUGCCAAACCAGUCGAAAUGUGACAGGAAUAUCCUUUAUAGUAACCUUUUUUCCUCAGUUUGACUUAGAAUUGUUAGCUUUUGACUAUAAGUCCAUAUAAUUCAGCGAAAUGUCAUUCAUAUUUAUGACUGAUGUUAAGUAAUUGUUAUAUUACAAUUAAGUGCUUACUGAUUAGGCUCUUUCAGUCAAAAAAUGUACCUUUGUUUAUUU
Messenger RNA from Pocillopora verrucosa, 2815 nucleotides. The record is from RefSeq and is a predicted model, not a curated record. NCBI's taxonomy places the organism in Eukaryota, Metazoa, Cnidaria, Anthozoa, Scleractinia, Pocilloporidae.